AAAGAGGGAGGCUUGGUGUUUAAAACUGUGCCAAAUGGCUGUGUGGACUGUGGCUGUGGUGACCCUGGAUGAGGGACACGCUGAAAGUGAUUCUUCUUCUUCAGAUGAGGCUGAUCUAAUUAUUUUGUUGAUGCUGGCUUUGCAGUGUAUGAGAGCUGACAGAACUGAAAGCUCAGGGAACUGGGAGCCAAAAGAGAGUCAGAGGUUGGGGUUUUGUACAGGAUGGAACAGCUCGCUGUGAGCAGCUGCUUCAGAGACGCUUUCUCUCUGGCUGAGAAACUCCGCUCCAGCCUGGAUCACAUGACCUGACAGCGGUGCGCGGAGACGAGGCAGCGCCACGGUGCCACAGAACAGUCCACCACCUGAUCCACGCCACCGUGGCUCUGCGCACACUUUCUUUCUACUUCACAUCCUCAACUCUCGCUAGAAGGCUGUGCUGCACCUCGACUAGGAUGACAGGAAAGACUCUGACCAGCAACGUAACGAACAAGAAUGACCCACGUUCCCUCAACUCUCGUGUCUUCAUCGGAAACCUCAACACAGCCGUAGUGACCAAGGCUGACAUUGAAGUCAUUUUUGGAAAGUACGGGAAGAUAGUGGGCUGCUCUGUCCAUAAAGGCUAUGCCUUCGUCCAGUACGCCAGUGAGAGGAACGCCAGAGCGGCUGUGGGCGGAGAGAACACCAGAGUCAUCGCUGGACAGUCACUAGAUGUCAACAUGGCAGGAGAGCCAAAACCAUACAGGUCAAAGAUUGGCUCCAAGAGGCCUCUCUCAUCACUCUACAGUGGCUAUGAGUUUGACUAUGACUACUACAGAGAUGAUUUUUAUAGCAGACUUCUUGAGUACCAUGGUCGUGUAGUUCCACCAUCCCGGACUGUGAUCCCGAUCAAACGCUCUCGACUAACUGUGCCCUCAACACGCAGAGUCAAAACCUCCUUCUCAUUGAGAGCUUGCUCUUCCUCCUCUUCUUCUUCUUCUUCCUCUUCUCGAACUUUCAACACUGGCUCUUCAACCAAAGGUCCUAAAUUGAGGACAGACCAGCUUGUUACAAUCAAGAAGGAGCUGUCACACAUCAAGACCAAGAUAGAUUCACUGCUGGGAAGGCUGGAGAGGUUUGAUGGGCAACAUCACACUGACACUGAGGUGCAGAGGAAACAAGAGGAGAUGUGUGAACGUCUCCAUGGUGACCGCUGUGGUGGAGUGGAGGUGGAUGGUGCAGACGAUGUGGAGGCAGGGGAGAUGACGGAUGGUGGUGGUGACGAAUUUGAAGAUGUAGCCACCAGUGACAUGAUAGAGAACCAUAUAUCGGAUGUUGACAAUUAAAUCAGGUCAGUAUCUAAGUGUAGUAUAUAACACAAUACUGUUUUAAAUUGUAAAUAUAAGGGAACAAACCAAUUGCUGUCAGUUGGUGUCUCAGAGAAUAGAGUAAGCGUAAAGAAAUGAUGUUUGCAGAAGUUCAACUUGGAGGAACAGUUACCAGCAGAACCUUCUUCAACGAUAAGGGGUUAAAGAAAAGAAAGGACUGUUUUUGAAACUAUUAUGUUCAAAUGUUCCUCAUUGGAAUAUAACUUUCCUAAUAUGUACUUGCUGUAUAUUGACAUUGACAUGCUAAAAAACUACAAAACUCCGAACCUUUACGUAUAUUUGUGUCUACUAUAUUUUAGUCUGUUUUAUGUAUAAAAUCUGAUAAUGUGAUCAAGCAGAUAAAUUAUAAAUGCCCGCCUUUGUUGUUCUGCA
Molecule: messenger RNA, 1736 nt
Organism: Cynoglossus semilaevis (tongue sole)
Lineage: Eukaryota; Metazoa; Chordata; Actinopteri; Pleuronectiformes; Cynoglossidae
Gene: ralyla
Product: RALY RNA binding protein like
Exons: 9
Coding region: 453-1322 (289 amino acids)
Cellular component (GO): nucleus
Molecular function (GO): RNA binding
Source: RefSeq, a predicted model, not a curated record